AUGGAGCCCAUCGCUAAACGCCUUAAGCAGUCCGCCGAGAGCGCUCUGCAGACCAAGAAGAAACAAGAGGAGGAGGAUAUCGCAGAGCGUAUCAAACGACUCGAAGCAGAGCUCCAAAGUAGAGGCGAUGACUCCAGCGACUCAGACUCAGAGACCGAUUCGGACUCGGAUUCGGAUUCCGACAUUGACCAGGCCAAGGUGGUGGUAAAUCUGUCUGCCUAUGCCUCGGAGCGCAUCGAGUCGCUACCUGAGAACAUGCUACCUGCUGCAAGACCCUCGUCGAAUCUACCGCCAGCUAAGAAGAAACGCAAGAAAUCGCAGCAGGAGGAGAACGAACGGGCAGCCAGUAAGGCACUGGAACAGCUGGGCGACGCGCUCACGUUUCCUAAGAAGGUUCCGUUCGCCUGCAAGCCAUGCAAGUUCAUUGGCAAAGAUUUAGAAGACUUUCAGACCCACCGAGCAUCCAAUGAUCACUUGGAGCGUGUACAAACUGGAGACAAAACCUUACACUGCGUUCUGUGCAAUAAAUCGUUCACGAGCCCCGCUCAGCUCGACGAACACCGUGCUGGAAAGUGGCACAAGCAGCGGGCGCAGCAGAAGAAGGCUCGGCAUACCGUUAAGGUUUGCUAUGACUUUAUGCGUGGAGAGUGCAGAUGGGGUGAUCGCUGCAACUUUGAGCAUACCAAGACCAAAGCUAUGAAGUGUGGACGUGCACUCGACAAGACCCGUAGACGUGUUUGCGAUAACUUCGCGCGUACCAAGAACUGCCGCUUCGGUGACAAGUGUCUGUUCUCGCAUGACACGAAGCAAUAA
Phytophthora nicotianae INRA-310 is the source of this 813-nucleotide messenger RNA. RefSeq lists its product as hypothetical. The coding region runs from base 1 to 813 and encodes 270 amino acids. Lineage: Eukaryota; Oomycota; Peronosporomycetes; Peronosporales; Peronosporaceae. Gene Ontology annotation, molecular function: zinc ion binding; nucleic acid binding. The transcript has a single exon. The record is from RefSeq and is a predicted model, not a curated record.